AUGUGGGUAAAAUUGCUCUCUGUAGUUGCAGAAUUUUGUUUUUCCCCUUUCCUAGUUACUGAUCAAGAGACAGCUUCAGCUGCCCUGGAGACAAGCUCUCCAUCCUCUCAAGACCCUCAGCAGUCCACUAGUACUGUUGCAGUAAUGGAAGAUUCUAGUACAUCAGAGAUUGACAAGGAAGAGGAAGAACAAACCACUCAAGUCUCUCACUUGGCCACUGAAGCGAAUCGCCAGUUUGUGGGACUGACGAGGAAGAAGAGCGGCAUCCUGCUGCUGACCCUCGUGUCCUUCCUCAUUUUCAUUCUCUUCAUCAUCGUCCAACUCUUCAUCAUGAAACUUCGGAAAGCACACGUCAUAUGGAAAAAAGAAAAUGAAAUUUCAGAGCACACUCUAGAAAGUUACAGAUCGAGGUCAAAUAAUGAAGAAACAUCAUCCCAAGAGAAAAACAGCCAAACUUCCCGCUCUAAGAGCUGCAUGAACUACAUCACACAGUUGUACUCAGAGGCAAAAACAAAGACGAAGGAAAAGGCACAACCUUCAAAAUUAAAAGGAGAGCUCACUCAUAUACCAGAGAGCAUCGUGUAG
Messenger RNA from Eubalaena glacialis (North Atlantic right whale), 585 nucleotides. It is a transcript of the gene CRTAM, whose product is annotated as cytotoxic and regulatory T cell molecule. Gene Ontology annotation, biological process: cell recognition; detection of tumor cell; positive regulation of natural killer cell mediated cytotoxicity directed against tumor cell target. The coding region runs from base 1 to 585 and encodes 194 amino acids. Gene Ontology annotation, cellular component: plasma membrane. The record is from RefSeq and is a predicted model, not a curated record. Lineage: Eukaryota; Metazoa; Chordata; Mammalia; Artiodactyla; Balaenidae. The transcript is spliced from 5 exons. Gene Ontology annotation, molecular function: signaling receptor binding.